Torulaspora globosa is the source of this 2430-nucleotide messenger RNA. RefSeq names its product Vid27p (gene VID27). Bases 1 to 2430 code for a protein of 809 amino acids. NCBI's taxonomy places the organism in Eukaryota, Fungi, Ascomycota, Saccharomycetes, Saccharomycetales, Saccharomycetaceae. Gene Ontology annotation, molecular function: protein binding. The transcript has a single exon. The record is from RefSeq and is a predicted model, not a curated record. Gene Ontology annotation, cellular component: nucleus; cytoplasm.
AUGAAUAUCCUCAGGAAGUUCAUGGAGUCUGGGGUGAAACAGGAGGUUAUGAUGAUACCAUCUGGUCAGUUUGAUUUGCUGCGGUCGAAGAAAUCGCCGAAGGCCUCGCUGGAGUGUAUUUACAAUGACGCCACCCUGGCGUUGAGAGAGACUGGUCAUUUUUCUUACGCCUUGGUUGUUCAGAAGAACGCUGAUGAGUUAGAAGCUUCAAAUGGAGAAGGUGGAGACGAAUUUUCGGAUGAUUCGAUGAGUGCGUUAUCUGUACAAAGCAAAAAGAAGGAGGACGAGUGGGUUUUCGAGCUCUCAGAGGAGCUGGGAUUCCACAAAAAAUGGAAUAAGCAGGGCGAUAUGGCGUUUGUGUGGAAUAAUACUUUGGGAGACGAGGAAGACGAGAGAGUACAGUUUGUGUUGGCACCUGAUGUGCCGCAUCGUGAUGUGGAUCAGUUUCUGCAGGUGGCACAGCGUUGCGAGUAUGAAACUAAGUACAAGGAGUCUGCCAGCAAUGCCACCCGCGCUGAUCUCGACAAAAUUGCGGCUAAAUCUGUUCUUUUGUCUAAUAAUUCCGACUAUCAGGAGGAGCCCGAGAUCAAGGAUGAAAAGGAUCCGCACGACGGCUUUCCGAUAAGCGACAAAUUGAAGAGAUUGGAGCUGGCUGAGUCCAGCAGUGACGAUAACUCGGAGUUUGAGGACGCCAAGGAGACACCCCAGGAUGUCAAGGCUCAAGGAAGCUUUGAUCCUAACAGAUUUAUUGAGGUUAAGAGCGCUCCCAAGGGUAAGCAUUUGUGUACUUUAGCGUGCGAGAUAUUUGUGUUCGAUCCAAUUCAAGGAAUAUUCGUUUGGCAGCAGGAUGCAGUCGGUUUGACGAUUGUGGAAACUGGCGAUUAUGAGUACUGGUUGGCCCUGGAGGGAAAAUCUUUGAAAAUGGGAACGGAUCUGUCACCAAAUAUUAAUCCUACCUUUGAUCUUCAGAAAAACUCGUUUAUUUUCAACUACACGUUCAAUGGCAUCACGCUCUCCUACAUGUUGAAAUUUGCCAACUCGGAGGACGUUCUAUCAUUUAAGUCAAUACUUUCUAAAUGCCUAUGGUUAACUCUCAAUAAAAAACCUUGGGAAGAUUUGCCAGACAAUGAGAAAGUGUACGUCACCAAUACUGCCGCUACUGUAGACGAAGAACUUGACGAGAUACUCAAGGAAGAUUCAAAUGAAAGCAGUUCGGAGAAUGAAUUAUCUGAAAGCGACGAGGAAGAUAAUCUGGAGCACUCAAGCAGAAUUCUUUCUUCUGAAAGUUUCGGAGAAUCUGCGGGACUCGGCCGCCCAAAGUCUGAAGGAAACAGAUCAUUGACCGUGGCCUUCAAGAAUGACAGAUCUUAUGUGGUUCGUGGCAAUAAAAUAGGAGUUUUCAAAGUUGACUCAGAGGGUCUGGAUUUUGUUGCCGCUAUUCAAGAUGUGUCUGAUCUAGCCGGUAACAGAAUUGACCCUACGAAUCCAAUGCUGUAUAUGGAGGACAAGGCGCUAGUGCUAAGGGAUGGUAAGGAUAGCGAAAAAAUAUACAAAAUGGAUCUGGAAAGAGGGAAAAUAGUUGAAGAAUGGGAGACUGGUGGAAAGAAUAUGAUUCAGGUAGGACCGGCGAAGAAGUUUGAUCAAAUGACACCGGAACAAACCCUAUUAGGUGUUUCGAAGAAAGGCUUGUUUAAACUGGAUCCAAGACUGAACAAGAAAGACAAGGUUGUGCAAGAGCAGUCAAAGGAAUACGCAUCCAAUUAUAAGUUUAGCACGUUAGGUACAACUGAGAAUGGAUAUAUCGCUGUAGGCUCUGAGAACGGUGACGUUAGACUUUACGAUAGAUUGGGCAUAAGGGCCAAGACAGCAAUUCCAUCACUUGGUCAACCAAUUAGGCACAUAACGACUUCGUCGGACGGCCGCUGGCUGCUCUGUACGUGUGAUACUUCAUUAUUGUUAAUGAAUUUGACAGUUCAAACAGGGAAAAAUGCAGGAAGCAUUGGCUUCUUGAAGCCAUUUCCGGCAAGCGAAAACGCCAAAACGUAUAUUUUGAACAUAAGCCCGGAGCAUGCCAGCUAUAUCGUUACGUCUACAAGAAAGCCCAUCAAGUUCACAAAGGCUUAUUUCAAUACUGGUGUAGGGAAGGAAGAGCAAACGAUCGUGACAUCCACUGGUCAAUUUGCAGUUUCAUGGUCGUUAAAGAAAAUAAUAAAAGGUGACAAUAAAUCGUACGUCAUGAAAAGGUAUGAAGCCGAUGUGAUUGAAGACAAUUUCGAAUUCGGAACUGAUCGGAAAGUCAUCGUCGCCUUGAAAGAUGAUGUGUCCGUCUCGAAGAUCAAAUCUUUCAAGACGCCAGAUAAGCAGGUAAUGGCUCCCAAUCUGAGCCUAUUUUACAGCAGUGACGACGACGACGAUAACAGGCAAAGAUAA